AGGUAACUGCUCUCUAAAACAUCAGAACUUCAGAAAUCCAGCAUGAUGCAAUCAAGACUCUCAGCUGUUUUCCUUUUCUUGUUGGGUUUGUCAUUUUGUCUGACAAUCCCUAUUCCCCUUGAAGAUAGCCAUGAAUUCACAGAGGAAGAUCUUCAGUUUGCAGAGCGCUAUCUCAGGACUCACUAUGACCUCCGUCCAAAUCCUGCUGACGUAAUGAGAAAGAGUGCCAACACAUUGGCAUCUAAACUUCGAGAAAUGCAAGCUUUUUUUGGCCUCGAGGUGACCGGAAAAUUAAAUGAAGAAACAUACGAGCUGAUGCAGCAACCAAGAUGUGGUGUCCCAGAUGUGGGGGAAUAUAAUUUUUUCCCUAGAAAACUCAAAUGGUCAAAAACUAAUUUGACGUACAGAAUCAUGAAUUAUACUCCAGAUCUCAGCCGUGCUGAAGUAGAUAGAGCUUUCAAAAAAGCAUUCAAAGUUUGGUCUGAUGUGACACCACUUAACUUUACUAGAAUACGGAGUGGAAUAGCUGAUAUCAUGAUCUCCUUUGGGACUAAAGAACAUGGUGACUUCUACCCCUUUGAUGGACCUUCUGGCUUGCUGGCUCAUGCUUUUCCUCCUGGUCCAGACUAUGGAGGAGAUGCCCAUUUUGAUGAUGAUGAAACUUGGUCAGAUGAUUCUAGAGGGUAUAGCCUGUUUCUUGUUGCUGCCCAUGAAUUUGGUCAUUCACUUGGACUUGAACACUCCAGAGACCCUGGAGCUCUGAUGUUUCCUAUUUACACAUAUACUGGAAAAACUGGUUUUGUGCUUCCUGAUGAUGAUGUGCAAGGGAUCCAAGAACUCUAUGGUGCUGGAGACAGAGAUCCAAACCCCAAACAUCCAAAAACACCAGAAAAAUGUGAUGCAGAAUUAUCUCUUGAUGCAAUAACAGAACUUCGUGGAGAAAUGCUGAUCUUCAAAGACAGAUUUUUCUGGCGACUGCACCCUCAGAUGGUUGAAGCAGAACUGGUGUUACUUAAAUCAUUUUGGCCAGAGCUUCCAAACAAAAUUGAUGCAGCUUAUGAAAACCCCAUUAAAGAUCUUGUGUUCAUGUUUAAGGGAAAGAAAGUCUGGGCUAUGAAUGGUUAUGACAUAAUUGAAGGCUUUCCUAAAAAGAUAUAUGAAAUGGGUUUCCCAAAACAAAUGAAAAGAAUAGAUGCAGCUGUCCAUGUUAAAGACACCGGCAGGACUCUCUUUUUUAGUGGAAAUAAGUUCUGGAGUUAUGAUGAAGAGAAAGAGGUUAUGGAAACAGGCUACCCCAGACUGAUAGAGGAAGAAUUCCCAGGAAUUGGUGACAGAGUGGAUGCAGUCUAUCAAAGAAAUGGUUAUCUCUACUUUUUCAAUGGAUCGUUGCAGUUUGAAUACAGCAUCUGGAGCAAUAGAAUUGUCCGUGUUUUGCAUACUAAUUCCAUAUUUUGGUGCUAAUUACUCUUGAGGGCCAUGUUAUAGGCUGUGGAGCAGCUUGUAGUACAUGGAAAUAAUAAUAUGAACAUAGAGGUUUAUUAGAGGAAAGCAAGGUUCUGUGAGCAAGCACUGGCUAUCUACCACCAAAUGUAUACUGUAUAUAUGGAAAUACAUAGCUGUAUGUCAGUCUGGAACUGAAUUAACUUAAUAGGAAAGGAGAAGAGAAAUGAUUAGCAUUUCAAGGGGCAUUACACCAUUUAAAGUUCAUCUAGCAUUAAAGCUGGAUUCCUCUGUGAGAUGCUGGAUGCAUCCUACAUGAUUAUAAGCACUAUUAAUUCCCAGUAAUCUGUGCAUUCUAACAUCUUUCCAGGAUCUCUUAGCAUCUCCCAUACAGUAGCGCUCAUAAGCCCAGGAGUUUUUACUUUUUAAACUAAUCCUUAAGUUCUUUAUAAAAUUUCCUUUAAAGCACUGGGGAUUCAGAUGUGUAAAAAAUGAGUUAGGACUGCAUGGUGACACCCUGAGCAGGAUAAGACCCGGCUACCCCACUGAAGUUAGAGAAUGCAAAGGGAUUUGAAUGUACCCUCAUUUGAAUGGGGAUGUCCUCUUGGAAAUCGAUGCCCAUGUCAUCUUUGGAAGGAGCAGAGAUGCAGUGAGAUGUCUCAAAGCAGACAAUAAAGCAGGAGAAAGGUACAGAAAUCUCCAGGCUGAAUGAAAAUCUUAACCAAAAACCGAAUGAAGCCUGCAUGAAAUCUGCAGCUCUGCAGAAAUCAUCAGCCUGAAUGAUUUGGGAGACCAGAAAGUAGUAGCAGCACCAGAAGAAUCAAGAAGAGCACUAUCUUGUAUGAAUCUAGAUCCAUUAACACAGCCCAAGUUUUAAACUGGUGUAAAAUGAAAUAGUUUAAGUGACAUUUAUAGAGGUUAUAGCAGAGAACUUGAACAUUCAACUCAAAACAAUUGAAAUAAUAUCUUCUUUCAUGUUUGUCACUCUUUUGAUACCUACUUCAGUUGUUUCCAAGUCAUGUAAGUUGCUGUUUUUUUCAAUCAAUGCAAAUGAUGCAAGACUGUGAUUAUUUCUUAGUUUAAAAUAAUAUUAAAUAAACUGGAAGAAUAAAAU
This is a messenger RNA of Dromaius novaehollandiae (emu), 2554 nucleotides long. RefSeq names its product collagenase 3-like. NCBI's taxonomy places the organism in Eukaryota, Metazoa, Chordata, Aves, Casuariiformes, Dromaiidae. Gene Ontology annotation, molecular function: zinc ion binding; metalloendopeptidase activity. Gene Ontology annotation, cellular component: extracellular matrix. The coding region runs from base 43 to 1461 and encodes 472 amino acids. Gene Ontology annotation, biological process: proteolysis; extracellular matrix organization; collagen catabolic process. The record is from RefSeq and is a predicted model, not a curated record. The transcript is spliced from 10 exons.